This is a messenger RNA of Vigna unguiculata (cowpea), 856 nucleotides long. RefSeq lists its product as uncharacterized. NCBI's taxonomy places the organism in Eukaryota, Viridiplantae, Streptophyta, Magnoliopsida, Fabales, Fabaceae. The record is from RefSeq and is a predicted model, not a curated record.
CAAGGAAUGUCUUUAGUUGUCUUUAUUAAAGAAUGUUCUCAUCUUUCCACCUUUUAGAUGCUAAAAUUGAAACCCUAAUUAAUUACGUGAACCAACAUUGCAACAGAAAACCUGUUGUGAUAGAUAAUCUAGCAAUUGCUUUGCUUGAUGAGUUAACCCUAUGAAUCUUAACCUGCACUCAAAGAACAAACAAGGGACAUCAAACUUAAUAAUAUCAUCGAAACCCCUUUUUACUCCCAAAUCUGAAGAAUUUCCAUUUCUCUUUCCCAGGCAUGUCUCUUCAAGAUCAGCCACAGCAACCAGUCCAAGUUUACCCUACAAAUCAGCCACCCUCAUCAUCAUCUCACCACUCAAAUGGGUCUUUUGGAGCAGUUUUCAUUGUCCUUGCCAUAAUUCUAGUAAUUUCUGUGGUUGCUUGUGUUCUUGGUCGCCUUUGCAACAAGCGCUACAAUAGGCACAGUAGCAUCAGCAGCAGCAACCAGAGAGGUCCUAUGCAGCAUAGGCCACAGAUCCAUGAUUUGCGUCCGAGGGAUGAAGGUGAUAUUGAAUUUGGGGUUGAGAAAAGAAUGCCACCACCGAUUAUAAGGACCAAAGUGCAAGGUCCUCAUCAUGGUCAUGGAGCAGGCGCAGGAGAAGAGCUUAGAGCGGGUGCAUGAUGGAACUCCAACACAACAACCCUUUCUUUAUACUUACCAAAUCAUUCUAUGUCUUUUUCUGUUCAAUCUUCUGUACUAUUUGUCUUAGAUUUUCAAAUAUCAUGUUACUUCAAAUGUUAAUUAUGUUCUCUACUUUUUUUUUUACCCCUCAGAUAUAUUUUAGUGCCAAGUGUGUAAUAUUAUAUAAUACUUUAAUACGA